GGGAUCCCGGCGCUUCCAGCGGCUCCGAGCCGGGAAAGCCGCGGGGAAAAUGGGGAAAAAAGGACGGAAUUAGGGAUCGGCGCCCUGCGCGGGGUCUGCUGGGAGCGAUAUGCAAAUGAGGCAGCGCCGCGGCCAAUGGAAACCGGUCAAUUCAUGCCGGUAUGUAAAUGAAGCAUGGCGGGCGCUGCUGGGAGUGAUAUGCAAAUCAAUCGACGCUACUACCAAUGGCGGGAUCAGAUAUUAUGCAAAUGAAGCAGCGCGCCGACCAAUACAGGACGAGCGGGAAGCUGUCAGUAUGCAAAUAAAUCACCGCGUCAGCCAAUGGAAGGCGCGCAGCCAGCUGUCAGUAUGCAAAUCAGCCGCCGGGACAGCCAAUGGGCGCUGGGCGCGGGCGGAGGAAGCCCCGCCCCUCGCGCUGCCCGCCGGGCGGAAGCGGCGCCAGAAAAAAAAAGGAAAAAGGCGGAAAAAGACAAAAAAAAAGCGGCGGCGGCUGAAAAUGGCGGAAAAUUUAAAAGAGUGCUCCGUGUGCUGCCUGUCGCCGUGGUCGCGGCUGCAGGAGCUGUGCCGGCUGCAGCGCGUGCGGUGCCGCGCCCUCGGUGUCACCCGCCGCAACAUCGGCGACUUCGAGGUGGAGCUGCUGUGCGACUACCGGCGAGUGCGGGACGAGGAGUUCUACCUGGUGAAGUGGCGCGGUUACCCCUCCUCGGCCAACACCUGGGAGCCGCGCCGCAACCUGCGCUGCCGCGGGCUGCUGCAGCAGCUGCACGCCGACCUGGCCCGAGCCCCGGGCGGGCCGGCGCGGCCGGGCCCCCGCGGGCUCCCGGCGCGCGCCGUGUCCUACCUGGCGCAGAAGGCGGAGCAGCGGCGGGCGCUGCGGCGCUGGGAGCGCCACCUGAACCGCACGCGCAGCCACCGCGGCCGCAUCGCCGUGGAGAACGAGGUGGACCUGCACGGCCCGCCCCGCGACUUCGUCUACGUCAACGAGUACAAGGUGGGCGCGGGCGUGGCGCUGACCCCCGUGGCGGCCGGCUGCGAGUGCCGGGACUGCCUGGCCGAGGCCACGCUGGCCGGGGGCUGCUGCCCGGGCGCGUCGCACAACAGGUUCGCCUACAACGAGGCCGGGCAGGUGCGGAUCCGGGCGGGGCUGCCCAUCUACGAGUGCAACUCGCGCUGCCGCUGCGGCGCCGAGUGCCCCAACCGCGUGGUGCAGCGCGGCAUCCGCUACGACCUGUGCAUCUUCCGCACCGGCGACGGGCGCGGCUGGGGCGUGCGCACGCUGCAGCGCAUCCGCAAGAACUCCUUCGUCAUGGAGUACGUGGGCGAGAUCAUCACCUCGGAGGAGGCGGAGCGCCGGGGACAGGUGUACGACCGCCAGGGCGCCACGUACCUGUUCGACCUGGACUACGUGGAGGACGUGUACACCGUGGACGCCGCCCACUACGGCAACAUCUCGCACUUCGUCAACCACAGCUGUGACCCCAACCUGCAGGUGUACAACGUGUUCAUCGAGAACCUGGACCAGCGCCUGCCCCGCAUCGCCCUGUUCGCCACCAGGCCCAUCCGGGCAGGGGAGGAGCUCACCUUCGACUACAACAUGCACGUGGACCCCGUGGACGCCGAGAGCACCCGCAUGGACUCCAACUUCGGGCUGGUGGGGGGGUCCCUGGGGGGCUCCCCCCGCGCCCGCGGCCGCAUCGAGUGCAAGUGUGGGGCGGCCUCGUGCCGCAAGUUCCUGUUCUGAAACACCUGGGCCGCACCUGGGCCAC
Messenger RNA from Vidua macroura (Pin-tailed whydah), 1766 nucleotides. It is a transcript of the gene SUV39H1, whose product is annotated as SUV39H1 histone lysine methyltransferase. Gene Ontology annotation, molecular function: protein binding; zinc ion binding; histone H3K9 methyltransferase activity. Gene Ontology annotation, cellular component: nucleus. The coding region runs from base 110 to 1741 and encodes 543 amino acids. The record is from RefSeq and is a predicted model, not a curated record. Lineage: Eukaryota; Metazoa; Chordata; Aves; Passeriformes; Viduidae. The transcript is spliced from 6 exons.